CACGAACGACAAAUUUUUGUUUUGUUUUGAACGUCGGGAUCCUCGUGUUUCCUGCCGAAGGGACCUGAGUGAAGGUUUUACUAGGAUAUAUUCUUCUGUUUGGUUUGAUAUUUUAUUGAGGUAUUAAAUUGUAAAAAUGAAGGAGACACCUCUGAGCUCAUGCGAGCGUAAUUCAGUAAUAACAGCUAUCCAGAAAGGUCUAAGGCAUGAUAACAGAGAAUUUCUGGAAGUGCGUGAUAUAGAUAUCAGUUUCGGCAAAGAUUUUGGAUCCUGCACAGUAACACUAGGACUAACACGAGUUUUAGCACAGGUAACAUGUGAAGUAGUUGAACCCAGACCGUCAAGGCCAAGUGAAGGCAAAAUUUCGAUUUCUGUCCAUUUGUCACCCAUGGCAGCACCACACUUUGAACAAGGAAGAGGAAACGAUCUGGUUGAAGAGCUGCAGCAAAUCUUAGAUCGUAAUAUCAAGGAGUCUCGUUGCCUUGACCUUGAGUCAUUGUGCAUCUUGGCAGAGGAGAGUGUUUGGCAGCUGAGGGUUGAUGUCACUGUAAGCAUGUUUUUACUCUUCUGUUUUGGGUCAAUUUGUAAUGCUUUUAGGAUAUUCAUGUUCAUGGAAUAUAUUUAGGUUAGUUUAUAUAUA
Penaeus indicus is the source of this 640-nucleotide messenger RNA. Its product is annotated as exosome complex component RRP45-like. Gene Ontology annotation, cellular component: cytoplasmic exosome (RNase complex); nuclear exosome (RNase complex). Gene Ontology annotation, biological process: nuclear polyadenylation-dependent mRNA catabolic process; U4 snRNA 3'-end processing; exonucleolytic trimming to generate mature 3'-end of 5.8S rRNA from tricistronic rRNA transcript (SSU-rRNA, 5.8S rRNA, LSU-rRNA). The transcript is spliced from 3 exons. Bases 137 to 625 code for a protein of 162 amino acids. Gene Ontology annotation, molecular function: mRNA 3'-UTR AU-rich region binding. NCBI's taxonomy places the organism in Eukaryota, Metazoa, Arthropoda, Malacostraca, Decapoda, Penaeidae. The record is from RefSeq and is a predicted model, not a curated record.